This is a messenger RNA of Striga hermonthica, 1104 nucleotides long. The record is from the annotation of a GenBank genome assembly. Lineage: Eukaryota; Viridiplantae; Streptophyta; Magnoliopsida; Lamiales; Orobanchaceae.
AUGGCUUUCUCCUCAGACCGCCAGUCGCUCAUUCCCAGCUUCAUUUACUCUACCUCCUUCACUUCCAAAACCCUAGCCCUGGACAGAGCUGCUGGAAACCCCAGCACUGGCCUCGAGCCGUCACGGUCGCCGCUGGCCCCCAACAAGAGUUUCAUGAUUCCCGCUCCCAGCGAGCCGGGCAAGAUUGAGAUGUACUCUCCGCAGUUCUACGCUGCUUGUACUGUUGGUGGUAUACUGAGCUGUGGUCUUACUCAUAUGGCUGUCACUCCUCUUGAUCUCGUCAAAUGUAAUAUGCAGAUUGACCCUGCAAAGUACAAGAGCAUCUCGUCAGGUUUUGGAGUAUUAUUGAAGGAGCAGGGAGUAAGAGGUUUCUUCAGGGGAUGGGUGCCUACCCUGCUUGGGUACAGUGCUCAGGGUGCCUGCAAGUUUGGAUUCUAUGAAUUCUUUAAGAAGUACUACUCAGACCUUGCUGGACCAGAAUAUGCAUCUAAGUACAAGACUUUGAUUUAUCUUGCUGGUUCUGCAUCUGCGGAGGUGAUUGCUGAUAUUGCUCUUUGCCCUCUUGAAGCUGUGAAGGUUAGAGUCCAGACUCAGCCUGGCUUUGCUAGAGGGUUGUCCGAUGGACUUCCCAAGUUUGUUAGAUCUGAAGGUGCUCUUGGGUUGUACAAGGGCUUGGUUCCACUUUGGGGGCGUCAAAUUCCAUAUACUAUGAUGAAGUUUGCCUCUUUUGAGACCAUUGUGGAGCUCAUCUACAAGCAUGCAAUCCCCACACCCAAAAAUGACUGCAGCAAGAGUCUACAGCUUGGUGUGAGUUUUGCAGGUGGCUAUAUUGCUGGUGUUCUAUGUGCUGUUGUGUCACACCCCGCUGAUAACCUCGUCUCUUUCCUCAACAAUGCCAAGGGUGCUACUGUUGGUGAUGCCGUAAAGAAGCUUGGAUUGUGGGGUUUGUUUACCCGAGGACUUCCUCUUCGUAUUGUCAUGAUUGGAACCCUCACUGGGGCUCAGUGGGGUAUCUAUGAUGCUUUCAAAGUUUUUGUUGGGCUGCCAACAACUGGUGGUGCUGUGGCUCCUGCACCAGCUGCCACAGAACUUGCAAAGGCUUAA